AUGAACAAUUCGCCAUUGCCAACUAUUAUUGAGGAGACAUCGAGUGCAGGUACAACAACAUCCCAGGAGCCUAGCUCUACGCCGCCUGGAGCUGUGCAACAGGAUAUUGUACCUGGUGACACGGACGAUUGGCAUUGCUCUGAUUUCUUACAUUGUCUUGGAGCUCCCGCUCCAGAAGGACUUGUUCAGUGCGAUGCCGAUACUCAGCAAGUCUGCCCGGGAUUGGCGGCCGUGAAUAUACCAACACCAAAUUCUUACGUCAAUGAUGGUGUUCACGCCGGUGAAGAUCGAACUCGGACUUGCGGUAAUUGCCGACAGCAUGAAGGGCAUCCUUUGUUUCCAGACAAGCGUGCACUCAUCAAUAGUUAUUCCAAUGUUAAUCUUGCAAGCGGCAUCCGUAGCCAGCUUUGUCGCAGUUGCAUCUAUGACGAAGUAGAAUUAUACUGGUUACGUCAAGGAACAGCAGGCCCCACGAAUGCCCGGUCGAGUCCGUUUAUACGACAAUGGCCUUUACCAAAUGGCCUUCAAAACCUUUGCAUGUGCGAAAUAUGGACAGUUGAUACUCCUGCAAACGACUGUUGCCAUGCCUGUCGCGACGUGCUCUUCUCUGAGUUUUGUUUCAGACCCUUCCAGAUGACCGAAGACGUCCUCCACAGCUGCACCCAGCCCGUCAUAAAAGGAACCCGGCUUUAUGUUAACCAGGACAUCGGACGCUCCACGCGCGUCUCCGCUGCUACCAUCCUCAAACGUCGGGCUCAAGGUAUUGGCCGCAUGUGUCCUUGCGGUAAUAAACCAAAACGACCAAGUGUACAGGAGUAUAUUACAUAUUGCAUGGCUUGCUCGGGCGUCCGAAUCAAUCCUAAUUUUUUGCCGCGAGACUUGCGACAAGGACCUGUUAUGGCUAGGUAUCAGAGACGGCAGAGUCUUAGGAAUAGCGGGUUUAAGAGGACAAAGGGGCCGACGGCAGCACGGAGACAUCCAACGUAUAGGGUUAAUAUCGAACGUGCGUGGUUGACACCGGAUCCAGAGAUUGGGGGGACGUGA
Bipolaris victoriae FI3 is the source of this 1044-nucleotide messenger RNA. RefSeq lists its product as hypothetical. The record is from RefSeq and is a predicted model, not a curated record. The coding region runs from base 1 to 1044 and encodes 347 amino acids. The transcript has a single exon. NCBI's taxonomy places the organism in Eukaryota, Fungi, Ascomycota, Dothideomycetes, Pleosporales, Pleosporaceae.